This is a messenger RNA of Komagataella phaffii GS115, 1980 nucleotides long. RefSeq lists its product as uncharacterized. The record is from RefSeq and is a predicted model, not a curated record. The transcript has a single exon. Bases 1 to 1980 code for a protein of 659 amino acids. Lineage: Eukaryota; Fungi; Ascomycota; Pichiomycetes; Pichiales; Pichiaceae.
AUGGUUUACACGUCUGAUCACCCAUAUAACUCGCUUGGGUCGAUCAAGCUACAUUCACACUCCCAGUCAAACCUAAACUUAGGCCCCAAGCAACAUCCGGCUCCCAUGAGAUCGAACUCAUCAGCGUCUUUAGCACAACAACACACUUCAAGUUCUCCAUUAAAUAGAAAGACCAGAUCCCGCACAAGUUCUCUUUCCAGGAUAUUUAGGUCAGGAAGCGCUGUUACUCUGAACGGUUCAAUAGCGUCUCCAAUAGAGUCCCCUCGUACAUCGAGCAGCCACACUUUUAGACAUCAGCCUUCAAGGUCCAGGUCUAGUACCUUAUCAUCAGUAGAUACUUCCAGCCAAGAUUACUUUGGUUUAACUGAUACUGAUAACAAUGUCAUGAGUAUCAUAGAACCUGGACCCGUAAAACCUCCUCCUUACAAAGAUUUGCUUCCUGGAGGAUGUCCAAAAUUCCCUAUUUACUCCCACCAGCUUGAAGGAAGUGAACAGUUACCAAGCUAUAAGCCCACAGUAUACAAGGUAGCUAUACUACAAAGAAAAAUGGAAUGGUUAUCUCCUUACGAACCAGCCAACGGGAGGGCUUGGAAAGACGCCAUUGUGGAACUUAAUAAUACCAGAUUGAAUAUCUAUGGAUUUGACUCAAGGUUACUAGACGAAUUGAUUUUCAGAAUGAAUGGAAAAACAUGCUUCGAUGAGGAUUUUAUCACCCUCUACAACUCUUCAUUUACCACCAAAACAGAUCUGGUAGUUUUGCAGUGCCUGAAGCAGCUAGGUUUUAUGAGAGAGGAGUGUCUAAUUGCAAGCCAUUCUUUACAGUACGCUAAGUUUGGAUCUGCAUCCGAUUAUUUGAAGAGGAAGCAUGUAUUGAGAUUACGCUGUGAAACUAGUCAAUUCUUGUUACAAUUUUCCAAUUCACAAAGCAUGAUCGAUUGGAAUUUAGCUUUAUCUUUGGCGAGAGAUAACUCGUUAGAUAUUCAAAGCAGAGAGAUGCCGUUUUAUAGAACAGUUCCUCGAAGGACCCGAAGGAACACCAACCCAAGGAUACUAAGCUCUACGGAGACAAGAUCAUCAGACGCUGCCUCUAGAUAUAGAUCGAGAUCUAUGUCUGAUUUCUUUAGGAAGAGAUCAAAAUCUGGUGCAACAACUCCCACUUUGCCGUCUUCCUUGAACGAACGACUUAAUCUCACUAUAUCCAGUUCCAACGAUUUACCUCUUACACCUACUGUCACCCCAACUAUUUCCAGUUCAGUUGAACACUCUCCAUUGCGUCCGGGGCAGAAACCAAAAUUUCUCAUGGGCCAAAGUAAUGACGAUACUCUUGAUGAAAUUGACUGCCUUGCUCCAGUGUUGAUGGAAAAUGAUAUUCCUGAGGGUUGUUCCUGUGAUGACACAGUCGAUGAAGCCCAAAAUCAAAAUACUAAUCAUGACGAUCAGGAUGAUCUUGAUGAGUAUCCUCCUCAGGAUGAAGACGACGACGAUGAAGAUGAAGAUGAAGAAGAGGAAGAAAGACUGGAACCUAUAGAACAGUUUCUUAGAGUGGAAGAUUUAAAUCACGAUCUAGACAUGGUUCAUCUUUCCGCCAGUACUUCACCUUCCAUAGCCGAUUCCACUCAAUUAACAUUUUCAUCUUCUAAUGUCACAGGAUCUUCUAUAACCACAGCGAGCUCAACAGAAACCGAAAUUAAGUGGAGGCCCAUAAAUGAAAAAAUACCUUCCAGGAGAAGAAUAAUCCGAGACUCUAUCAAGUGUAUUCAGCAUCUCCCUUCCAACGAAACAUGGUCCGGAAAGCUACUGGUAAAGCCUGCAAGACGUAAACAAUCAUCUAUUGCGUCAAAGCUUAAUAAGCUUACGGGUAUGGGUAUCUCGACAACAGGAACGAGUUCAAAGGAACCACUGCGAGUUUUUCUUGUAACUCCAAGAGGUCUCCUUUCUGCUUACUACAGUAACUACCUGGAUAAGUAUAAUAGCCUAUAG